AUGAGGUCUCGGGCGGCAACAGCUGAAGCCGAAGCGCCCGCCCGCAUAGAUCCCGAUGAUCCGCACUCGCCUCGGGGUGAUCAAAUGCUUGCGCUGCGCAUGAAGGAACUCGAAUUGGAGUUGUGUAGGCAGGAGUACCAGAACCGGCUUCUGCAACUUCCGGCAUUUGAGCUUGAAACUGACCGGGAAAUCAAGCUUAAAGAGCUAGAGUUAGCCAUCGAGGACAGACCUCGUCCCGCUCCUACUCCUUUCCCGCGACGGUCAAAGACCGGCACAUCCCCAUCGGCGGCUGGCUCUGCAGUGUCUGCACCUUCUCCGAUACCUGCCUCUCCCGCUGCACCUGUGCACAUCCGCGCCUCUUCUCCUGUGCCUGUAUCCAGUGGUGCUUCUAUUGACUCCCCUGAUUUUGACGUGACUAAACACAUUCGACUGGUACCCCUGUUCCGGGAAAUUUUCACUGUGGCUGCUGCAAUUUCUGGUCCAUCCUGUAAAGUGGCGGAGGAGAGGGUGAAGGAUGCUUGCGAUGCCCCAAUUGGCGAAGUGGCCAUGCAGGUGGGGGGUUGUCCUGCGCCAUGCCUUUGUGCAAGUGAUAUCAUAACGUGCGGCAACCAGAAUCUUUCCACCAUGCCAACCCACUAUUUCUCGUUUGUCUCAUGGUUGGACCUCAGCUACAACAGGAUCACCAUACUUAGCUUUAACUGGACCACGGCCCACCUGGACAAACUCCACACCUUAAUUCUAAACCACAACUCCAUUGUCCACAUCUCCUUGAGCGCCUUCUCCCAGGUGCCGCAUCUUAAAUACUUAGACUUGUCCUCCAAUAAAGUCAGCAUCCUGAACACAUCUGUCUUCCAGGACUUGGCAGAGCUGGAGGUGUUGCUGCUGUUCAGAAACCAUGUGGCUGUCCUAGGUCCUGGGACCUUUGGUGGACUGCAGAGACUGCAGCGACUAUAUCUCAGCCAGAAUCGACUCACCCAAUUUCCGCUGGAACUUUUUGUCGGAAAGCUCCGCCUCCCCCAGCUCAAAUUUUUAGACCUGUCAUACAAUCUACUCCACAAGAUUCCAGUUCAGAGUAUCAUUUCUCUGCCAAUCUGGCAGCAAUCCGGGCUCUACCUCCACCAGAACCAGCUAACCUGUGACUGCACACUGUGGGCCAUGCUAAUGUACUGGUCUCAGAGACACUUCCCUCCUGUCAUGGACUUCAGAGAUGAUUACAAAUGCCUCCUCCCUCAUUUCAGCAUGGCCAUAAACGUCUUCACACAGAUGGACUUCAUGAACUGUUCCAAUAGGGCAGCAAACAUCUCUUUCUACUUCUCUGGAAAGACUUAUGAGGCCUACAUGGGGAGCAAUCUUGUAAUGCACUGUGACAGCAAAAUACCAACAGGGAAUGCACUUAUCUUUUGGGUGUCUCCAGGUCAGAAGGUCCUUACUCCAGGAGCUAGUUCUGAGAACCUAAGCAUGUUCCCCAAUGGGAGCCUGGGCCUCAGUCACAUGAGCUCCGAUGACUCAGGUAUCUACACCUGCUUCGUGGCCCACCACAGACAGAACCUCAAUGAGACCAUUCAGGUGACUGUGCAGGUGACAAAUUCAUCCAGCGAACACUCCCGUACCACAAAAAAUGUCCACGCAGCCUUCACCACACUAGCAUCCUGCAUGGUCAGUGUUGUGCUGGUGCUGAUCUACCUGUAUUUGACGCCCUGCCGAUGUUGGGCAAGCCAAACGCCUUCCAUUGAGAGAAGGGCAGGUUCUGGGAAGAGAGUGAUGUUUCUAGAGUCUCCUGCUGAGCAUGCUCAGAAUGGCAAAGUCAAGACUGUCUCCAGGGAUAGCACAGUUGGCAUUCUGAAGGUUGGUGAGUCCAUGCCCAACACCGUACCUGCUGGAUUCUUGGAUUCAUCUCUCAUCCUAUAG
Molecule: messenger RNA, 1908 nt
Organism: Megalops cyprinoides (Indo-Pacific tarpon)
Lineage: Eukaryota; Metazoa; Chordata; Actinopteri; Elopiformes; Megalopidae
Product: amphoterin-induced protein 2-like
Exons: 3
Coding region: 1-1908 (635 amino acids)
Cellular component (GO): plasma membrane
Molecular function (GO): protein binding
Source: RefSeq, a predicted model, not a curated record